AUGCUACGUGCAACAUUUCUUUUGUGCUUCGUGUUGGGUGUUGCAACAGAAAGUGUACAUUGGCAAUGGCGUGAGCUUAUCUGCAAAUCCAAAAACGAAAAGGACACAAAGGAUGCUUCUGAUUGCGAAGUGUUACUUAAGGAGGAAGAAAAUGAUAAAAAUCCCAGAAAAGUGCCAUUAAAUACCUGCUUUGAUAUGCCAAAAGCCUUGCAUUUUUUACAGGAGACCGCUAACGGUCAACCACGGCGAUACUGUAAUCUACUCUGCCCAGGAGCUAUUACAGCUUAUAGAAUAACGAGAUUUCCACAAAAUCAUAGAAGCUGCUUCACACAUCUCACGUAUCGAAUUGAAAGGCGAGGUGACAACUUCUUUAUGUGGAGAGAUGGAAAGUAUGUUUCAAUUAGUUCAAUUAAUCCUCAA
This is a messenger RNA of Strongylus vulgaris, 420 nucleotides long. NCBI's taxonomy places the organism in Eukaryota, Metazoa, Nematoda, Chromadorea, Rhabditida, Strongylidae. The record is from the annotation of a GenBank genome assembly.